This is a messenger RNA of Caenorhabditis briggsae, 1785 nucleotides long. The coding region runs from base 1 to 1785 and encodes 594 amino acids. NCBI's taxonomy places the organism in Eukaryota, Metazoa, Nematoda, Chromadorea, Rhabditida, Rhabditidae. The record is from RefSeq and is a predicted model, not a curated record. The transcript is spliced from 8 exons.
AUGGUUCGCGAAGGAAUCGAAUUAUUAAGCGAAUACGUGCCACAAACUUUUCUCUUCACUCUCAUAUUCCUGCUGACCUCCUCGGCGAUUUUUAUGCUGUGUAGUGGAAAAAAGGAUUCGAAUAGACCACCAUCUUCGAAUUCGGAGACUUCUAAGCAUAGCUCACUCCAGAAACCGGUGUUAUCAAAUGCUCCGAAUGAUGUAAUUCCACCAGCACAACCAACAAGAAAUGUUGGCGAGCCAGUCAAACCUCCAACUACAAAUCUUCAAGCUCUCAAGGAAGAAUUGAAAGAAGAAAAAGAGGAUAAAAAAGCGAGUAGUCCACCUCCUCCACCGCCGAAAAAAUCUGAUCGAAAAUCUAUUCACAAAAAAAGAGCGAGUCAGGACAAAGAUGUUAACCUUCAGACCUUGGAGCAACGCUCUGAAAUUUUCACAUCGGAUGUUUCAGAAGGAGGAGAUGACAAGGAGGAAAAUACCGCUAGCAUCAAGAAAAAUUACAGCGUCCUGAACACGGUAUCCAAUAAAGCUUUUACUCAAUUGUCUGCUGCUCCCACUCCACCACUAACACAUUUUUUGCCAGUGGUUAUCCAAGUCAGUGCAGGAACCUUUGAACGUUUUUUUCAAUAUGUCACUGUUAAUCGAAACUUGGUUAUCACUAAAGUUGACCGUUCAUUAAUACAUCAUUUCAUGCCUGGAGAUCAAAUCACCAUUGUGGAUGGAACCGCCCAUUGGACCAUAGAAUCUUUAACGUCAUAUAUGAAAGGAUCAUGGAUUCGUGGAAAACCGGCUGUGGCGAUUACAGUAAUCCGUGUGUGGAAUAUAAACUGCAUUACCAAAGCACAAUACGAUCUCAUCAGUAUGUUGAUUGAAGACCGAGUCCACUACUUUCGGGUGAAAUUGUAUAGCCAUACUCCGAAUUCAGGGAUGGUGCUGUGUUCUGAAAAGAAACGAAUUUUAGUUAAAAGUCUCCGCGCAAAAACUCCAGCCAGCACAGGUUUCAUAGUUGGAGAUCAGAUUCUUGGUGUCAACAAUGAGAUGUAUGAUGUGAAAAAAGAGAAGAUGGGAGCAAUUAAGAAAAAAAUCCGAGAAGCCGUUCAAACCAGUUUCGAAAAAGACGGAUGUGUCGAGGUAAUUGCAUGCCGACUUAUUGGAGCUCGUAGCUCCCCGGUGCCAAGUCUCGACGCUGAGCUGGCUGAAAAGUUUGCUGGAUAUGCUAUUGGUGUGGAGAAAGGAAUUCAUGUUGAGAAGAAGAGAGAUGAGAAUACAAACCUUCCGUUUGAAGCUGAUGCCUUGGAAAUCGCGUUAAGAGAGUUGACAACUUGGCGUUGUUACGAAGGAAGAAACGGAUUCGAAACGCCCAUCUGUGACAAAGGUCCUUCUCUCCUCUCCGACAAGGGAACUCAUCCAGCAACACCGGGAGGACAAAAUGAUCAAACAGCAACAUCAUCACCUGGCACAUCUACACCAUCUUCUUCGAACACUCAAGUCUCUGUUAUGGCCCCAAUCCCUAUUGUUAGAACUACUUCCAAUACGGUCAUGGCUGAGAAGCUAGCGGUUGAGAAACCAACGAAUAAAGGGGAUAAGCCACCAUCUACUCCAAUUGCGCAGACUCCAAGAAAACGCAGCGUUUUCAGAAAAGAAAUAGAGAAUCCCCAAACCCAAGUUACUUUCAAAGAUGCUCCAGAAAUCAACAAAAUCACUUCAGACGUUCCAGAGGAGAAUGAGGUCAAAAAGUGUGAUGCUCGUUCGGGAAUGAUUGCGUACUUCAAGAAUAUUAUGAAGUGA